Phytomonas sp. Hart1 is the source of this 574-nucleotide messenger RNA. The record is from the annotation of a GenBank genome assembly. Lineage: Eukaryota; Euglenozoa; Kinetoplastea; Trypanosomatida; Trypanosomatidae.
UAUCUACUAACCAACAGAUUCAUUUCUGUUGCAUUUUAGUAGCUAUAAAGUAUAGAAAGUAAAAAAAAAGUACCCGACCGUUUCGACCCCGAGGAAGCCCUCAUGACCUCGAAGCACACGAUAAGUUAAACGAGCCAUAUCAAACACAUCAUGAGGACACAUAUGUAUCCACUCCAUCGCUUCACUUCUGGAAAUGCUGAAAAGGAGUAGAAAAUGGGAAAAGAUUCGAGAGCUUUAUUUUCCAUUAGAUUUUAUCCAAGACAACUGAGGUUUGCAUGUCGUCCUAGCUAGUAAUUCGAGCUACUUGGUAGUGGAAGCGACCAAGUUUGUUACCUGUACUGAAAUAUAUAAGGAUGAUUAAUACAUGAUUGUUUGGUAUUUUGUUGAAUUUUACUUAUUCAAUGUAAAAUAUUUUUGUGGUGGCAUUUUUUUGCAGUGUCAUUAUUUUAGUUGUGGAUUGGAAUUAUGUCGAACUGCAAGCUCUUUAAGGGAAUCAUUCUAUCAUUUAGAGCGUAGAAGCACUCAAGACAUCAUCUUGUUAUCUGAUUGGAUAAAUUAUUAUAAAAUUUACUAA